This is a messenger RNA of Bursaphelenchus xylophilus (pine wood nematode), 677 nucleotides long. Lineage: Eukaryota; Metazoa; Nematoda; Chromadorea; Rhabditida; Aphelenchoididae. The record is from the annotation of a GenBank genome assembly.
AUGAAGUGCCUAAUUCUUUUAUGCAUUGUUUUGGCGAUGGCUUUGGCUCAAGAAGAGAUUUUUAAAAUCCAGACGAUCUCUCCGAGUGGCAGGAGUCAAGUCAAUUCUCCGUUCGCUUACGGAUCAAGACCUCAGUUUAGAGUGAGUUUGAUAAAAAGAAGAAGCAUUAUUUUUUCAAUUUGGAGAAUAGAGAGUCUUUUUUAGGUGUAAAAUAAAAAAUUCCAACAAAAAAUUACAAUUGUCUUGAGGCAGAAUUAAGAAAACUUUUCUAUUAUCAUCUACAAGGUCCAAAACUCCCAGAAAAGGAGAAAAUUUUGGGUUUUCAAAGAUUAAAAGCCCUGUUAAUGUCAUCAAAACAACGCUGCUUAUUUAAAAAAUGAAAUUAUUUUUCAACUUGAACAAAAUCAUGUUUUCGUUUUCAGCAAUACGGUGCCUACAACGCCGGCGCUCAGGACAGUCUCUACCAAGCCCAGAACACCCAGUACGGGUUUGCGAACGGCGGCGGUGCCGGAGGGCAGCGUCCCUUUGGAGGGCAAUUCCAGGACAGUCAAGAGCUGAACGGCCGUUUCAACGACCCCCAGGGCAACCAGCGAUGGAACUCGGCGUCGACCCCGAGUUCGACCAUCGUUUCCCUAAUUUUCAUGUUUUUCUCGGCUCUUUUGGUCGGCAAAUUCUAA